Lactuca saligna is the source of this 363-nucleotide messenger RNA. The record is from the annotation of a GenBank genome assembly. Lineage: Eukaryota; Viridiplantae; Streptophyta; Magnoliopsida; Asterales; Asteraceae.
AUGAUCUGCAGUAGAGGGUAUCCAAGGUUCGGAAGAAACAAAAAUGUAGGCUUUGUAAGGUUGAAGGACACAACAAAAGGGCUUGUCCUGCAGGUGAAUGAGGGUGGUGUUGAAGGAGGUCAUAAUGAUGGUGGUGAAGGAGGUUAUAAGAAUAGUUGUGAAGGAGGUCAUAAUGAUAAACAAUAUGAUGAUGAGGUAGAACUCACACUUAUAGAUUUUGAUGCUUCUAGUAAUGGAGAUGUAGUUAAUGGUAUUGAUGAUGCAACCAAUGGUGUUGAUGCUUACAAUGUUAAUAUUAAUGAGGUGCGAGUGCAAAAUGAAGUGAUGGAAGGACUAAUUCAAUCCCUUUUGAAUAAAAUCUGA